Messenger RNA from Porites lobata, 852 nucleotides. NCBI's taxonomy places the organism in Eukaryota, Metazoa, Cnidaria, Anthozoa, Scleractinia, Poritidae. The record is from the annotation of a GenBank genome assembly.
AUGCAGUUAGUUAUCAUCGCGUUCGAUAGAUAUUUAGUAAUUGUGAAACCAGGAACCCGCGCUAUGAAAUUAGCCGAUGCCAUAAGACUAGCAAUGUUGGCUUGGGGCUUGGGGUUUUUUGGAGCGUUUCCAUGGCUACUCUUAUCCAAUGACGUCAAGAUUGAGUACUUUCCAUGUUUCUACACAUGCGGACAAAGAUAUCAAUAUCCUCUUAGUGGCUUAGCACUAUUCAUUAUUGUUUCAACAAUACUUCUUUUUGGAAUGCUACCAUUAUUUCUUAUAGCUUAUUGCUAUUACCAAAUUUAUAAGGUCACUCGUCUGACCCGCCACAGUGUAUCUCCAUUAGCACUUUCCAACGCCCAAAUGUUAGCGAUCAACGUUUACGCUAAGUCCACCUCGACGUCAAAAUUCGUCAUAGGUACAAGCUUAAUUCAAGUUUUUCCAGCGUGUUUUCUGAUGCUUUUGGACGGAAUGGGAGUCGGGAAUAUCCCACAUAGUCUGAAAGUUACUUUUAAGUGGAUAAUGUGGUGUCACUGCAUUGUAAAGCCCAUGAUAUAUGCCUCAAAGAGCCCAACAAACAUAGCUCGAAAAUACAUCAAUAAGCUUCCUUUAAGCUCGUCAAACUUCAGAGUUAAGUUGAACGUAGCAACGAUUUCGAUGUUUGCAAAUCGUAUGAAACUUUACAGACUAUCCACGAAACGCACAAAUGGACACUCGUUGGAAAACAAAGGGCAGAUCAGUAAACCGUCAACAUUGACAGCAGAGCAAAGGACCGGGCGGCCUACAAUGUUAAUUACAGCGAAACCAGCGUGGAUUAUUACUGCGGAAGCAGGCGAAUUUUCGGCCUUCUAG